AAAGUUGGCGCCUUCUCUCUGUAUCUCUCCCCUCUCUCUCUCUCUCUCUCUCUAUCAAAGUCAAGGACAGCAAAAAUGGAGCCCGAUUGGGAUCUACAUGCAGUGGUCAGAGGUUGCGCCGUCACCUCCACCACCCCCGCCGCCGCCACCACCACUUCUCCUUUCUGCAGCUUCAACCCAAGGCAACAAGACGAAAACCUGGACUUCUCUCAUGAGCCGUUCGAUUUCAGCUCAUCAACGGACAAUAGCAGUACCUGGUUUAACGAAGAGUUGCAUGACCUUUACCUGCCUUUCCUCCACCGCCGGGAACCGCCGUCACUUCCGCCGCAAAGUCCGCCGCCGCCGUUCCCUGUUCUCCGAGGAUUAGAAGGUUCAGUACUCCACAAUCAACUUAACAUCACGACCACAAGGAUACAGGCAAACAGCCAAUCUCUCUCUUCUAAUGCUUCUUCAACUACUUCCAGUAAUUCUCGUCCCCAGACUCCAGCGGGUAAAAGAAGGAAGAACCAGAUGAAGAGGCUGUGUCAAGUUCCGGCUGAAGAUUUGGCUUCUGAUAUGUGGUCUUGGAGAAAAUAUGGGCAAAAACCUAUUAAAGGCUCCCCAUAUCCAAGAGGCUAUUACAGAUGUAGCACGUCAAAGGGAUGUUUGGCGAGGAAACAAGUGGAGAGGAAUAGAUCCGAUCCGAAUAUGUUCAUUGUCACCUACACGGCGGAGCACAACCACCCUAUGCCUACGCACCGGAACUCCCUCGCCGGAAGCACGCGCCGGAAGGGGGCGAGCCAUCAAACAACCACGUCGGGGAGUGAAACGAACAGGCCCAGCACUAGCUCGCCGCCGCCGGAGAAGCAAGAAAGCAGCCGUGAUGAGAAGGGUGGUGUUUUUGACGAUGAAUUUCGAGUGUCGAACAUGGAAAUAAUGGACGGAAAUGCCCCGGAAGAUGACGACGAUUUCUUUGAGGGGAUGGCGGAGCUGGGCGAGUCACUGAAAUCGGACGACGCCGGAGAUUCCUUCUCCGAUAACUUUCAGGACGCCAUGCAGUUCCAAUGUUGGCUUCCGACCACCGCCGGCGGCGGCGGCGGUUGACUUCUUGAAAGUGGGAAUCAUAAAAAAUUGGAAGUCAAACAUUGAUGCUGUUCUUCUCUGUCACGCCUCUUUCAUUUCAUCGCUGUGGCUUUUCAUUUUGGGCCGUCAAAGAUAGAAAGAAAGAUCAGAGAACAUAGAAUCUGAAAGUGACAAUAUUCGAUCUUAGAAUCCACCCUUUGAUAACGUUGUAGUACAAAGUUGUCUCUGCCUCUCUGCUAAGGGUAUAUAGUAAAGUAAUAUAAAAUCAGUCUCGAAUUAUUUAAAUGCAAAUGUUCUGUUACAUGAAAUGUAACUAUCUAAAUGAUCUUUUGGCAAUUAACUUAUACUAUAAACUUUAAUUUUAAAAGCAU
This is a messenger RNA of Ipomoea triloba (trilobed morning glory), 1433 nucleotides long. RefSeq names its product WRKY transcription factor 22. Gene Ontology annotation, biological process: regulation of DNA-templated transcription. Bases 76 to 1083 code for a protein of 335 amino acids. The transcript is spliced from 3 exons. Gene Ontology annotation, cellular component: nucleus. The record is from RefSeq and is a predicted model, not a curated record. Lineage: Eukaryota; Viridiplantae; Streptophyta; Magnoliopsida; Solanales; Convolvulaceae. Gene Ontology annotation, molecular function: DNA-binding transcription factor activity; transcription cis-regulatory region binding.